This is a messenger RNA of Elaeis guineensis (African oil palm), 876 nucleotides long. RefSeq names its product MADS-box transcription factor 26. The record is from RefSeq and is a predicted model, not a curated record. Lineage: Eukaryota; Viridiplantae; Streptophyta; Magnoliopsida; Arecales; Arecaceae. Gene Ontology annotation, biological process: positive regulation of transcription by RNA polymerase II. Gene Ontology annotation, molecular function: protein dimerization activity; DNA-binding transcription factor activity; RNA polymerase II transcription regulatory region sequence-specific DNA binding. Gene Ontology annotation, cellular component: nucleus.
AGAGAGCGAGAGCUUCGAGCAGUGCAACAACCUUGAAGCUAGUCUAAACUAGUGGGAGGUUGUCUGCAGAGAUGGUGCGUGGCAAGGUGCAGAUGAAGAGGAUCGAGAACCCCGUCCACCGGCAAGUCACCUUCUGCAAACGCCGGGCAGGGCUGCUGAAGAAGGCCAAGGAGCUGUCUGUGUUGUGUGAUGCCGAAAUCGGAAUCAUAAUCUUCUCCACGCAUGGCAAGUUGUAUGAGCUAGCUACUAAGGGGACUAUGGAAGGUUUGAUUCAAAGGUACAGGAAGGCAAGUGGAGAAGUUCAAACAGAAGGUGGCGAAGUGAACCAACCACAGGAACCUGAACAGGAGAUAUUGAUGCUAAAGAAAGAGAUCUAUCUACUGCAGAAGUGUCUUAGGUAUAUGUUUGGAGAUGGAGGCGCUGGAAAUAUGGCACUCGAGGAGCUGCAUGCCUUGGAAAGGCAUCUGGAGAUAUGGACUUAUAAAAUACGUGCUCUAAAGAUGCAGAUCAUGUUCCAAGAAAUCCAAUCCCUUAAAAAUAAGGAGAGAGUCCUGACAGCUGCCAAUGAACUUCUCCAAGAGAAGAUAGUAGAGCAAAAUGGGCAUUUAGAUGUAGCCCCAAUGACAAUACACCAAAACGGGCAUUUUGAUGUGGGCCCAGAGAUAGCUGACAUUCCAUACCCACUAACCACACAGGAUGAGUGUUCCACUUUUAGGAGCUCAGAGAUGGGCUAUUCCUGCGGAUAACAAUAAGACUGGAGGGCUUUUGUCACCACGGCAUUUGUUUAUGGUGUGAAUAAACUACUGUUUGUAUGGAGUGGCAAGGAGCCCACUAGUGAUCAUUUUACUAGCUGUUGGUAUUAUUCUGAAUGUUGAA